UCUAGAGCGGUAGCACGCCGUCGUCUUGGAAACGCUCCUUCAGCGUCGCAAGCCUGUGUGAGGUUGUAUGGACGGAUGAUGGAAGAAAACAGCAGAGAACAUCUCGAUACUGAUAAUGAAGCCGGGGCAGAGGAUGCUUUGGUGGGGAAUGUGAAUAAACUGAUGGUCACCCCUCCAGGAUACACUGGACCUCCCAAGAAAGGUCAUAUCAUCUUUGAUGCCUGCUUUGAGAGUGGUAACCUGGGCCGUGUUGACUACAUCAGUGAAUUUGAGUUUGAUCUCUUCAUCAGGCCUGACACAUGUAACCCACGCUUCAGAGUGUGGUUUAACUUCACAGUGGAAAAUGUUCGAGAGACACAGAGGGUGAUUUUCAACAUCGUGAACUUCAGCAAAACCAAGAGCCUGUACAGAGAUGGGAUCCCGGUGGUGAAGUCAACCAGCCGGCCUAAAUGGCCCUGA
Messenger RNA from Puntigrus tetrazona (Sumatra barb), 459 nucleotides. It is a transcript of the gene agbl4, whose product is annotated as AGBL carboxypeptidase 4. The record is from RefSeq and is a predicted model, not a curated record. NCBI's taxonomy places the organism in Eukaryota, Metazoa, Chordata, Actinopteri, Cypriniformes, Cyprinidae.